CAGACAACACUCUAUCCGACUUCACAAACAUCCAUCCCCACAAGUCUCAGUGGUCUUUAGACUAUCGAGAAUGCAUGGUCAACGAAUUUUUGGAGUGGCGACGUCGGGAAUUCAUUGCCCUUACUUCGGUUGGCUUUCCGACAAGGUCUCAGACGACUGGUCUGGAUUUAUUCCAGAAAGUGGGAGAUGAGUAG
Messenger RNA from Paraglomus occultum, 194 nucleotides. The record is from the annotation of a GenBank genome assembly. NCBI's taxonomy places the organism in Eukaryota, Fungi, Glomeromycota, Glomeromycetes, Paraglomerales, Paraglomeraceae.